Molecule: messenger RNA, 1976 nt
Organism: Ananas comosus (pineapple)
Lineage: Eukaryota; Viridiplantae; Streptophyta; Magnoliopsida; Poales; Bromeliaceae
Product: importin subunit alpha-2
Exons: 11
Coding region: 372-1736 (454 amino acids)
Biological process (GO): NLS-bearing protein import into nucleus
Cellular component (GO): nucleus; cytoplasm
Molecular function (GO): protein binding; nuclear import signal receptor activity
Source: RefSeq, a predicted model, not a curated record
UGCAAUUGAUUCUUUGCAUUUCGAGCCCUUGGUCGUCUUCUUCCUCUUUCUUCUUCGAGCUCCACUACACCACCAUUGGAGAGAGAGAGAGAGAGAGAGAGAGAGAGAGAGUAGAGUAGAGGAAGCUUUCGAUCGAGGAAAAAUGGCGGACGAAGAGGCCGCUCUCUCCCCUCCUCUCUCCCACCGACGCGACCCCAUAAAAUCCUCAGAUAACAUUAGCAUCCUUUUUAUCAGUGCACAACACUGCUGCACAUCGGAGACGGCAACAAGCCAUAGCAGUGGGAAAGGAAAGAAGAGAAUCUUUAAUACGAGCAAAGCGCCUAUGCCGGGAUACAGUUAUUGAUGGUAGUGAAAGUCCAUUUGAAGGGGAUAUGAUCAUUGAUGAAGAAAAAGAAGCAUUAGAUUCCAAAACAUCUCAAACAGUGCUGGAGCUAAAAUCUGCUAUUGCAUUCCAAGGAAAAGGUGCAACACAGAAGAAGGUAGAGAUACUUCGUGUAUUGAGGCGCUUGUUAUCACAGUCUGAAGUACCUCCAAUUGAAGCAGCACUCCAAGCUGGAGCUGUCCCUCUCCUAGUGCAAUGCCUUUCUUUUGGAUCCUCAGAUGAGCAGUUGCUUGAGGCAGCUUGGUGCCUUACUAACAUAGCUGCUGGGGAACCUGAACAUACAAAGUCAUUACUUCCUUCUCUUCCAAUGCUUAUUGCUCACCUUGGAGAGAAGAGUUCUACUCCCGUUGCUGAGCAGUGUGCAUGGGCCGUGGGUAAUGUUGCUGGUGAAGGAGAAGAGUUGAGAAACAUUUUACUAGCACAGGGAGCAUUAUUUCCUCUUGCACGUUUAAUGAUGUCAAAUAAGGGUUCUACAUCAAGAACAUCUUCUUGGGCAUUGUCAAAUCUCAUUAAGGGACCUGAUCCCAAGGCUGCGAAUGAAUUGAUAAGGGUUGAUGGGCUAUUAGAUGCAAUCGUUUGGCACUUGAAAAAGGCGGAUGAUGAGCUGGCGACAGAAGUGGCAUGGGUAAUUGUGUAUCUUUCAGCGCUUUCUGAAAAGGCUACUAGUUUGUUGGUCAAAAGUGAUGUUGUUCGACUUCUGGUUGGACGGUUGGUAGCAUCAGAGAGUUUGCAGAUGCUCAUUCCGGUACUUCGAAGUCUCGGUAACCUUGUAGCUAGCGACAGCUAUAUGAUUGAUGUGGUCCUGAUUGUCGGACAUACUAUCACAGACGAACUCUUAUCAGGUCUUAUAAAGUGUCUGAAAAGCGAGCACAGAGUGCUGAAAAAGGAGGCUUCAUGGGUAUUAUCUAACAUAGCAGCUGGUUCACUUGAACACAAGAGAUUAAUAUACUCGAGCGAAGCCACUCCUUUGCUGAUAAAUUUCCUUUCAAGUGCCCCAUUUGACAUAAGAAAGGAAGCAGCAUUUACUCUGGGUAAUCUUUGUGUUGCUCCGCCAAAGAACAAUGAACAGCCCGGGAUAAUUGUCGUCCACUUGGUUUCACUCAUCGACAGUGGGUGCCUUCCUGGCUUUUUAAAUUUGAUUAGAUCUGCUGAUAUAGAGAGUGCAAGACUCGGCCUUCAAUUCCUGGAACUGGUGAUGAGGGGAUUACCCAACGGAGAAGGCCCAAAGCUUGUCGAGAGGGAGGACGGGAUCGAAGCGAUGGAAAGGUUUCAAUUUCAUGAGAAUGAAGAGAUGCGGAAUAUGGCCAACACUUUGGUGGACAAAUACUUUGGCGAGGACUAUGGGCUCGAGUAGUCACCAACCUUAAAUUUUCACAUUAAAGGUACUCAAAUGGUUGCAAGAGGUAUAUCAUUCACUCGUGUUAGUUACAUUGCAGCUGCUUUUGAUUAAAACUAAUAUGUUUCCAUAAAUUAGUUCUGAUACUUUGCAUGUAUGAUGAGCCAUUCACCAUGUCUUGAAUGUAUGAAAUAGGAGAAAUACAUUCAGUGUAAAUCUUUGACAUGUAUGAGAAUUUUCUUAAAUGGUUUUAACUUG